Centruroides sculpturatus (bark scorpion) is the source of this 1286-nucleotide messenger RNA. It is a transcript of the gene Coq7, whose product is annotated as 5-demethoxyubiquinone hydroxylase, mitochondrial-like. The coding region runs from base 197 to 790 and encodes 197 amino acids. The record is from RefSeq and is a predicted model, not a curated record. Gene Ontology annotation, biological process: regulation of reactive oxygen species metabolic process; ubiquinone biosynthetic process; regulation of gene expression. NCBI's taxonomy places the organism in Eukaryota, Metazoa, Arthropoda, Arachnida, Scorpiones, Buthidae. The transcript is spliced from 3 exons. Gene Ontology annotation, molecular function: 3-demethoxyubiquinol 3-hydroxylase activity. Gene Ontology annotation, cellular component: nucleus; mitochondrial inner membrane.
AGCUGAUUUUGUCCACAAUAUGAAUAGGAAGAGGAAUGGCCCAUGCGUAGUGUAUCGAAGCCUAAAGCAAUACUGAGCAAGCCCUAACGCAUUUGCGUCUGCGCCAAAAAUGCCCUUUUCCGUUUGCAGAAGAUCGUCGGUUGAGUGCCGGACGAAGACUCGGCGUUAGAUCGAUGCUACUUGCACGCUGAUAAAAAUGUCCUCAAUACCAUUUGUGAUAUUCAGAAGAGGAUUGACGACAAGAGCAACACACAAAACUGAAAAGAAGCGUAGAAUUUUGUACGAUCGCAUUUUACGUGUUGAUCAUGCCGGUGAACUUGGAGCUGACCGAAUUUAUGCUGGACAAAUGGCAGUUUUAGGAAAAACAAAUGUUGGACCAGUUAUUCAAGAGAUGUGGGAUCAAGAAAAGAAUCACUUAAGGACAUUUGAACAACUCUUGCCAAAGUAUCGUGCAAGACCUACUGCUCUUCUACCAUUUUGGAAUGUAGCAGGAUUUUUACUUGGUGCAGGUACUGCUCUGUUGGGAAAAGAAAGUGCAAUGGCGUGUACAGUUGCGGUAGAAGAUGUCAUAACGCAGCAUUAUAACGAUCAAAUAAGAGAACUCAUGGCCGACGAUCCUAAUUCCAAUCAAGAACUUCUGAAUACUUUGAAACAAUUUCGUGAUGAUGAAGAACAUCACCAUCACACUGGACUACAGUUUGGUGCAGCUGAUGCUCCAUUUUAUAAUAUCCUCUCUGAAACUAUUAAAAUUGGAUGUCGAGGAGCUAUUUGGAUAGCAGAAAGAAUAUAACAAAAUAGUAAAUAUUCUAAAUUUUAUAACAAAAUAAUGUAAAGUAUAAAAAAAGCAUUCACACGUACAAUAUUAAGAUUGUUUAUUUCAUAGUAUGAAAUAACAAUUAUAAUAUGUUUUUAGUUUUGUUAUUUUUUUAAUGCUAUUUUGAAUUAAGCAUUAAAAAUUUUUAAUUAAAAAGUUCUUAAACAUUUUGAUCUUAUUUUCCCACCUAAAAAUGGAUAAUUCAAUAUUUUAUAUUACAAAAUCAGCCUCUUACAAAAUAUAACAUUAAUAAAUAUGAAAUUUCUGGGAAUAUUACUGCAACAGCAUAAUCUAAACAGAUUAACAUAUUAUCUGGAUUAAUAAGAUAACUACACAGAUCAUUAUUGUUGAAGAAAAUAAUAUUUAAUUCCAACAGAUGGCACUAAUAUACAAUUUUUCUAAAUUAAGUAAAAUGUGCCAUCCUUUUUUAACCUCAUAAAUCUUUUGAAAUAAAGAUUUAAAGUGUAGAAAA